Molecule: messenger RNA, 2594 nt
Organism: Menidia menidia (Atlantic silverside)
Lineage: Eukaryota; Metazoa; Chordata; Actinopteri; Atheriniformes; Atherinopsidae
Source: the annotation of a GenBank genome assembly
GCGUGUUUGCCCCCUUCCAGGGCUUAUUCCUCCGUGAAAGGCAGGACAUGGACUGAAGUUGGACGCGGGCAGCACUUCAUCCGAGCCACCGGGCUUUUGUAAACCUCAGGGAACAAGGAGAAGAUGGAGGACUUCUGGACGGGGGUCCUUUGGGCGGUGAAGAUAUGGCUGUACCUCAUCAUAAGCCUCAUCAUGAUCCCGGCCAUGUUCGGGUUCUCUCUGGGCAUAUCCGAGACCUACAUGACAAUCCUGGUCAAGACAUUAGAGUGGGCCACUCUGAAGAUGCAGAAGGCCCACGCAGAAGAACAAGCGCUCAAAGCCUCUGCUGCCAACGGUCUCAUUCAGCGGGAAGGCGGUUCUAUGGAGAAAGAGUUAGGGGAGCUCAGAGCAAGUAGACCCAAACCACCAGUGGGGGGUGACUUCACGCUGAGUGACUGUUUCUAUUUCACCCGCCGAGGAAUUGAAAGCAUUGUAGAGGAUGAGGUGACCCAGCGGUUCACCUCUGAAGAGCUGGUGUCCUGGAACCUGCUCACUCGUACCAACAAUGAUUUUGAGUACAUCAGUCUGAAGCUGACGCUGGUGUACGGCCUCGGUAUCUUUGUGCGAUACUGCAUCCUCGCCCCGCUCAGGAUAACACUGGCCUGCAUCGGUCUGAGUUGGUUGGUAAUCGGAACAUCUGCUGUUGGACUCCUUCCAAAUUGGAGGAUCAAGUCGUGGCUCAGUGAAUGGGUCCAUGUCAUGUGCUACAGGAUCUGUGCUCGAGGACUCUCGGCCACCAUUCGCUAUCACAACAGAGAGAAUAAACCCCAAAAAGGAGGAAUCUGCGUGGCAAAUCACACCACCCCUAUCGAUAUCGUGAUUCUCUGCAAUGACGGCUGCUACGCCAUGGUGGGUCAGGUCCAUGGAGGGCUGAUGGGAGUCAUUCAGAGAGCCAUGGUGAGGUCUUGUCCUCACGUGUGGUUUGAGAGAGCAGAGAUGAAAGAUCGCCAUCUAGUGACCAAAAGGUUGAAGGAUCAUGUGAAUGACAAGAAGAAACUCCCCAUUUUGAUAUUUCCAGAGGGUACGUGUGUCAACAACACGUCCGUCAUGAUGUUUAAAAAGGGAAGUUUUGAAAUUGGAGGAACAAUUUAUCCUGUUGCUAUUAAGUAUGACCCGAAGUUUGGAGAUGCUUUCUGGAACAGUUCAAAGUACAGCAUGGUGAGUUACCUGCUGAGGAUGAUGACCAGCUGGGCCCUCGUCUGCAAUGUCUGGUACCUUCCAGCCAUGCAUCAACAGGAGGGGGAGGAUGCUGUCCAGUUCGCGAACAGAGUGAAGUCGGCCAUCGCUCACCAGGGGGGGCUCGUAGAUCUGCAGUGGGACGGGGGCUUGAAGAGGGCAAAGGUGAAAGACACGUUCAAGGAGCAGCAGCAGAAGAAGUACAGCAGCAUGGUGGUGGGGGACGACAGCAGCAGCAACAGUGACUGAGAUCCUCCCCCACUUUAAUGGGAGAUCCCUCCGUUUGCCUUUGUGAAGAACAUACAGUGGCAAAAGCCACUCUACUCCGGUGUUUUUACACUAACCGAACAUGACAGGAUACGCGGUACAGCCAGAUGGACUUAAAAUAACACUGAAAUCUUGCUACAGCUAAAAGGAAUUCUAUCUCAGUGAUUAACAGUAUAAACAAGUGCAAUAUUGAGUCUGGUUAAAAUUGAGAAAAAUGAAAAGGUUUUGUUUUCCUCAUGCUGAAUAUUUCCCAUGUUGUGAUUUAAUAUUAAUGUGAAAAGUGCUGUGAGUGAAAUGUGUGUUUAAAAUGGUUAAAGAAAAUGUGACGUAUGAAUUUCUGUCCUCUUUAAAAAAAACAACAACACCUCGUCUUACAAAAAGCAUACUAUGUGAUUAUGUUGGUACCAAAAAGGCCUUACUUUGUGGUAUUUUGCGUAAAUUGAGUGUCAUAGAAACACUUGUUUUUAAUUCAUGGUUUAAAGGAAACCUGAAUUCAUUCAGGUUUUACAGUUCAGGGGCAAAAUAACUUAAUUUACCAUUUAACGUGCAAAGAUCAAACAGCAACAUCCGUUUCACAGUACAACACACAGCUUAGACGUUUUAGAAGUCUCUCCGCUGGAUGGUGGGCCCAAAGUGUCAUCCAGGCACCCGUUUUUCUGAGGGAGUUCCUCUUCGGCCCCUAAAACAAAAUGAACAACUUUUUUCAGUCCUUCCUCUGUAAGUGUGUGAAUCCUGAUUUCAUCUUACUAUAAGCAUGAAUGUUCUCACCUUCAUUCUCGUGAGGACUCAGAUCGGUUUUACACUGCAUGAAAUAAUUAAGUCCUUUAUUAUAAACUCAGAAGCAAGUGAAAAGCCUGUAAAAGAAGACGGCACUUACCUUCGAUGUGUUCUCUUUUGUCUGCAUUUGUUUAAGCUCCAGAUGCCUGCAAAAUGUUUUAAAAUGAGAAGUUCUUAUGUCAUUGUUUGGAAUUUUUUGAUGGUGACUUGCGGCCCUCAUUUAAUGAAAAGCUAAUGUUCAACAGAAAGAUUUUUAAGUUGUUUUCCUUUUGCAUGUUGGCUUGAGGGUUUUUACAAUAAGAUCCUUAAUUUCCAGUUUAAAAAAAAAUCCUGUA